Messenger RNA from Tetrahymena thermophila SB210, 2433 nucleotides. RefSeq names its product transmembrane protein, putative. NCBI's taxonomy places the organism in Eukaryota, Ciliophora, Oligohymenophorea, Hymenostomatida, Tetrahymenidae. Gene Ontology annotation, cellular component: Set1C/COMPASS complex. The record is from RefSeq and is a predicted model, not a curated record. The transcript has a single exon.
AAAUAAAAAUAAUAAUAAAGAAGAAUAAUAAUAAAAAAGUAAAAUACUCAUAUGAGUGAUGAUUCAUCCCAAAAUACCAAAAAAGAAGGGUAAUAUUAAUAAGUAAAUAAUACUGAAUAUAAAAUCUUGUAACACGGUAAUGCAGAAACUCAUAAUUCAGAUAAGGAAGAAAAAAGAGAAAAUGUGAAAAAGACAAACUCUGGAUGUAUUGAAAAAUUAAAGAGCAAGCAUAAAUAGUUCAGAAAUUGGUGGGAAAGUAUUCCUCCUGUGAAGAGAAUCGCUUCUUUUUUAGCUGCCUAGCUAUUACCUAUGGCAAUAAGCAUAAGCUUAACAAAAACAACUUAAUCUGAUUGGUAGAAUCAUUCAAAUCAAAUUCAAGCUUUGGGUGAUAACUAUAAUUCUCAUUUUUAUAUAGACUUUUCUGUUAAGCAAUAAUGUUCUAUGGAUGAAACAAAUGUUAUGGAAUAUAUAUGGCCUGGAUUAAAUCAAGGAUGUGACUGCUACUCUUCAAGUGGAGUUAUUAAUAGCAACUAUUAGAAUUGCUAAUGUAGUUAAGUACCUUCUUGGGAUCCAGUUGCGUUUUAAUAUCUCUUUACUAAUGGACCAUAAAAAUUGACUCUAUGUGCAAAAAGAUCUCUACUAAACUUCUUUAAUGUAGGACCCUUGUCAGGUCAUUCAUGCACAUCCUUACAAAAAUAAUGUGGAAAUCCUUCGAAGCCUGAGACUGUUCUUUGUGUUGGUUUGAAUGAUCCCUGCCCUAUUUAUGAUAUAAUCUUUACUAAUGGAGUUUAAUAGCCCUAUGCAAGUGAUCCUAAUUGGGGAUAGAUCUAAAUCAAUAGUAACCAAUAUAUCUAUUUUGAUAAGUUAGGAGCAAAUGCAAAUAAUCUUCCCUUAUCUUAAUUUGUAUUUACAGCAGGAGCGGGGGUUUGUAUUGAUAAUUAUACUUAAUAAAAUAUUGAUUAAAUACGCUUAGAUUAUCCACUCUCAAAGAGUUAGAGAACAGCUUGCAGUAAUACUGACCCUAGAUUUUAUUUUGUAUAUUAAAUUGGUGUUAAUUAGCUUUACCUUACAGAAUUUAGUACCCAAGAUUACAAUUUAUUGAGUUAAUUAUCAGGAAUGUAACUGUCAACAUCUACAGAAGUUUAUAAACUAUAUAAAAGACCAUAUGAGCCAUGGAAUGUCAAUGAUAGAUACAAAAUUUUAAUUUUCUAAAGCAUAAUAGAUGAUGUUACUUUCUAAUAAUUUUUAUUUUCUGCCUCCUUUAUUAUAAAUACAGCUGCAUCCAGCGUUUUUUAUGUGUUUGGUAUAAUUUAUGGAUACUAUUAGCACAUAAAUUUAUUGAGAAACGAUAAAUAUAAAAUUGCUAUUUGGAAUGCUUUGAAUACAAUAAUGAGUUUAUUAUCUAAGUCUUUAUCUUUUAUCAUGUCAGUAGUUACAUUAGCUUUCGCUUUAGAUUAUGCCUUGAAAUUUACUGUUUUAAUUAACAAUCACCCUUCUACUGAUAUAUUUUAAUAGCAAUGUUAAAAUUAAUUAGAUUAUAUAAAUUCAAUAUUCAAAUCUAAUUACAUAGUAACAAUUAUUAUUACUGGAAUCUAUCUGCUAAAAGAUAUUAUAGACAUUAUUCCUGACCUAUACACAGCUUACAAAGAGAAGAAAAAACAGUAAUAAUCUUAAAAAGUGAGCUCAGAAAAGUAAGAAUAAGAAAAUAAUAAAGAAAAAAAAUAAUAGGAUGGAAAGAAAGAAAAGAAAUAAACUAAAAACUAAGGAGACCAAAAGUAAAAUUAAGAAAAAUAAUUUGAAGAAUGGAAAAAAUAAUAACUAAAAGAAUAUGAUAAUUGGUAAAAUUUGGUAGCUCAAUAAAAAGAAGAAUAAUUAUAACUAUCAACAAAAUAAUAAGAUGAAUGGUAAAAACUUUAAUAGUAGAUUGAAGAAGAGUAAAAAAAGCUCAAAUCUAAACAAGCAGAAGAUCAAGAAAAGCUAAAAUAAAAAUAAAACGAUGAAGAAUAGAAGUUUUCAUAAAAGUAAACUGACUAAGAAUAAAAGUAACAAUUUAAAUUAAAAUAAUAAUAAGAAAAUCUAAAUCUUUAGAAUAAAUAAAAUGAAGAUUAAUAAAAACUAAAUACUGACUAAGCUGAUAGAUAGCACAAAAUGCUUGCUAAAUAGUCUUAGGAAUAGCAAUAAUUGUCUUAAAAAUAAUAGUAGGAAUAGAGAAAAUUACUGUAAAGCCAAAAAGAAGAAUAAUAAAAAUUAUUAUAAAAGCAAGAGUAAGAAAACCAUAAAUAGAGCAGUGAAUAAAGAUAAAAUUAACAAAAUGAUGAAUAACAACAAUCUGAGUCACAGUAAUAAAUAUAACAAUUAAAGUAAUUAACACAACUACCAAAUUUAUCUCAUGGAUAAUUUGAAUUAAAAGGUGUAAUUAGUAAUUUAUAAUGA